Messenger RNA from Vicia villosa (hairy vetch), 1466 nucleotides. RefSeq names its product nuclear transcription factor Y subunit B-3-like. Gene Ontology annotation, molecular function: DNA-binding transcription activator activity, RNA polymerase II-specific; protein heterodimerization activity; RNA polymerase II cis-regulatory region sequence-specific DNA binding. Gene Ontology annotation, cellular component: CCAAT-binding factor complex; nucleus. Lineage: Eukaryota; Viridiplantae; Streptophyta; Magnoliopsida; Fabales; Fabaceae. Gene Ontology annotation, biological process: regulation of transcription by RNA polymerase II. The coding region runs from base 562 to 1131 and encodes 189 amino acids. The record is from RefSeq and is a predicted model, not a curated record. The transcript has a single exon.
AAAGUAAGAAUUUCAAUUAAUCUCAACAGCACGUGCCAGAUACCAAACCAUCGGUCCAGAUGAAAGAGCACUAACCCAAUCCAAGGGCCACAAAUUCAUCCGUACAAACUCUCACUUAUCGACUAGCAACGGUUCAAACCGUCCCACGUGUUCAAAAGAUAAACGUUAUUAACCCUUCUGAUCCAACGGAUCCUGCUCAUUACCUCCCAAAAAUACAAACCCUUACCGUUCCGUUUCACCCCUUUUCCCCUCGCCGGAGCCACCGUCAAACACCGCUGUUCACAGUCGCCGCACUCACAACAUACCGAUUUCAAGUUCCACAAAACUCUCACGUUCAACUUCCCGACGCGUUUUGUUCAUCUUUCAAGAAACAGAGCUUCAACUUCACGCUGAAAUUCUGAGUCAAACCGAUUCGUGUGGCGCUUACAACUUGUUAAACCGAACUCCGAUUCUUUGAUUCUCAUUCAGUUCUAUUCAAUUUGAGUUCAAAACGAUCCGAAUUGAGUUCUUGACUCGUCGUUGGUGAAAUAAGAUUCGAAUUGAACAGUCGGAGCUUCAAGAAUGGCGGACUCCGACAACGAUUCCGGUGGUCCGCACGGCGGCGGUUCAAGCGCUCACGGCAGCGAGAUGUCCCCGAGAGAACAAGACCGUUUCCUUCCGAUAGCGAACGUAAGCAGAAUCAUGAAGAAAGCACUUCCGGCGAACGCGAAGAUCUCAAAGGACGCCAAAGAAACAGUUCAAGAGUGCGUUUCAGAGUUCAUCAGCUUCAUCACCGGUGAAGCCUCAGACAAGUGCCAGCGCGAGAAGCGAAAGACGAUCAACGGCGACGAUUUGCUGUGGGCGAUGACGACGCUAGGCUUCGAGGAGUACGUGGAGCCUCUCAAAGGCUACCUUCAGAGGUUUAGGGAGAUGGAAGGGGAGAAGACGGUGGUGGCGCGUGACAAGGACGCGCCUCAAGGUUCUAAUAGUGUAAACAACAGUUCGUUUGAGAGUGGUGGUAAUUAUGGUGCGGGAAUGAUGAUGCAUCAAGGACACGUGUAUGGUUCUGGUGGAUUUCAUCAAGUUAUGGGUAAGGGUGGGCCUGGGUAUCCCGGGCCUGGGCCUGGACCUAAUACUGGUAGGCCCAGAUAGGCAAUUUCCACUCAUUCCAAACAAAUCAAGAUGUAUAUUUCAGAACAAAUCAAGAAUUUGUGUGUUAUCUAGAGGUAUACUUGGAAACCUAUGUGUGUAAUUGUGAUCACACUUUUUAGAUAAUGAUAGAGAUUUGGUUUGGGUGUUUUGUAUUUUGAUAUCAUUGGUGAUUGAUGUCAUAAUCUAAAGUCAAUGCACUUUGUAAUGUUGUACUACAAUAGAAAUAGUGCUUAUUUGUAUUGGGAUACUUUUAAGUUGGUCUGAUAUUUUCCUUUUACUAUGUAGUGGAGUUAAGUUGAAUUUUUGGAGAUUUUAUGUAGUGGAGUUAAGUUGAA